ACCGGCCUUCCUCUCCCCCAAGACAGAGACCCAGGAGCCAGCCUCAACAACUGACAUAGGAAGGGCACAGGCCCUCGCCUCCCCACUGCCCACCGGGUGCCACCUCCGCCUCAGGCGGGGUGGCAGCUUGCUGGGCCCCUGGCCGGGCAGGGGCCCCUCCUCCUCCCCGUCGGACUCUUGACCCCGCGCCCCGGCCGACCGCCGCCAUGUCCCGCCCGGGCCCAGGGGCGCUGGUGUCGGGGAGCGGGCUGGGCUUCCCACCCCAGAACCUGGCCCGCGUGGUGGUGUGGGAGUGGCUGAACGAGCACAGCCGCUGGCGACCCUACACCGCAGCCGUCUGCCACCACAUCGAGGCCAUGGUCAAGGAGGACGCCCGCGGCUCGGUGGUCCUGGGCCAGGUGGACGGCCAGCUGGCCCCUUACAUCAUCGACCUGCAGUCCAUGCACCAGUUCCGGCAGGACACGGGGACCAUGCGGCCCGUGCGGAGAAACUUCUUCGACCCGUCCUCGGCCCCGGGGAAGGGGAUCGUGUGGGAGUGGGAGAACGACGGCGGUGGCUGGGUGCCCUACGACAUGGACAUCUGCAUCACCAUCCAGAACGCCUUCGAGAAGCAGCACCCGUGGCUGGACCUGUCGACCCUGGGCUUCUGCUACCUGAUCUACUUCGGCAGCAUGUCGCAGGUGAACCGGCAGACGCAGCGAAAGCGCCGGCUCCGGCGCCGCAUGGACCUGGCCUACCCGCUGACCAUCGGUUCCAUUCCCAAAUCCCAGUCGUGGCCCGUGGGCAGCAGCUCGGGCCAGCCGUGCUCGUGCCAGCAGUGCCUGCUGGUCAGCAGCACCCGUGCGGCGUCCAAUGCCAUCCUGGCCUCGCAGCGGCGGAAGCUGUUCCCGGCUGGGCCGGGGCCGGGGGGCGCGGCGGGGGCGACCCCCGGGGCCGGGACCACAACCGUGCGGCAGAGCGACACAUUCAGUGCAGCGACGACGACGACACCGGCGCCGUGGGCCGGGGGUCCAGGCAAGGGGGACCAGGACCGGACCCCCGGGGGGCCACCGGAGACCACCUUCUCGCGGAGCCAGAGCGCCCCCGGGGGUCCCGACCUCCCCGGGCCCAACGACCUCAACCGGCCACGGCCGCCGCGCGGUACCGUCGUCAGCGCCAAGACCUCCUCCAUCCCGCCGGGAGUCCCUGCACUUCCUGUCAAGAACCUGAACGGCACAGGCCCUGUGCACCCGGCCCUGGCAGGAAUGACGGGCAUCCUAAUGUGUGCGGCGGGGCUGCCCGUCUGCCUGACCCGGGCACCCAAGCCCAUUCUCCACCCGCCACCCGUCCACAAGAGUGACAUCAAACCGGUGCCAGGUGUCAGCGGAGUCUGCCGCAAGACCAAAAAGAAACAUCUCAAGAAGAGUAAGAAUCCCGAGGAUGUUGUCCGCCGGUACAUCCAGAAGGUGAAGAACCCACCAGACGAGGACUGUACCAUCUGCAUGGAGCGGCUGGUCACGGCCUCGGGUUACGAGAGUGUCCUCCGACACCGGGGCGUGAGGCCGGAGCUGGUGGGCAAGCUGGGCAAGUGUGGGCACAUGUACCACUUCCUAUGCCUGGUGGCCAUGUACAACAACGGCAACAAGGAUGGCAGCCUGCAGUGCCCCACCUGCAAAGCCAUCUAUGGGGAGAAGACGGGCACGCAACCCCCUGGGAAGAUGGAGUUCCACUUGAUCCCCCACGCACUUCCAGGGUUCGCCGACUCCCAGACCAUCCGCAUUGUCUACGACAUUCCCACGGGGAUCCAGGGCCCGGAGCAUCCCAACCCUGGCAGGAAGUUCACAGCGCGGGGCUUCCCACGGCACUGCUAUCUGCCCGACAACGAGGAGGGCCGCAAGGUGCUGCGGCUGCUGAUAAUGGCGUGGGAUCGGCGUCUCAUCUUCACCAUCGGGACGUCCAACACGACGGGCGAGUCGGACACAGUGGUCUGGAACGAGAUCCACCACAAAACCGAGUUCGGCUCCAACCUCACAGGCCACGGCUACCCCGACCCCAACUAUCUGGACAAUGUCCUGGCCGAGCUGACCGCCCAGGGGGUCUCAGAGACGCCUCUGAAGGACUGAGCGCGGCCCCCUGACCCCAUCGUCCCCCAGACACCCUCUCCUGCAGCCCGGUGGCCCUCGGGCCUCCACCAUCCCUUCCUGUCCACCCCAGGCUGGUUUGAGUGCAGUCCUCCCCUCCCACCCAUGCUGUGUGGUGGCAGGAAGGGGUGGGAGAACCUGGAAGACACACUUGCCUGAUGGACACACAUCACACACACUUCCACACACACACACACACAUACCAUGUGAGUAGAGAACGUGUCUUGGGCUUCUGUUGUACUUUUCCAAGCACUUAGUACAGUCCCCUGCACCUAAUGGGAGCUCAGUAAUUGCCACUUACUAACGCACAUCCUGUCCCUCCCCAAGAACGGCAGCAGAGAUUUACAGUGACACCCCUCUACACGGCUCAAGGUGCUGCGGAUAUUUGCAGAGACACCUUACACGCACUCACACACACAAACACACCCCACCUUCCCCACCUUGAGAGGCUGCAGAAAUUUGCAGAUGUGCACACACGGAUUUGUCGAACCCCACUGCUGCAGCAGGACAUGCACUUCCUCGCCUGGUACAAACACCCACACGCACACACACGCACCUCAGGCACUAGGACGCAAGCCCCCUCCCGCACCCCCUCCCCACCGCACCCCCAAAAACGUGAACCCCCGGAAGCUCUUGCGAUGCAGCCUGUCCAGCCCAGGCAGUGGGGAGAACGAGGCCCCGUCCCUGCCCUCCGUUGCGUUCGGUCCGUCAACCGGUGCAGGGUCGUGGAGGGUCCGGGAGACUCAGGUGCCCCGUUACCCAGGUGGGGUGGGUGCAGCUGAGGGUCUGGCUUGAGUUUGGCUUCGUGUCCCUCUCCCACACACACACCCUCCGCAACUCCUCUUGUACCCCUGCUCCUGCCCCUCGGCUUCCUCUCCCGUGCCGAGUCGUGGCGUGUGUCUGUCCAAAGGGAGGAGGAGGUGCUGGACCCCUUGAUCCCCUGCCCUCCUCCUACCAGGGGCUUCAACCCUGAUCCGGGGCCCCAGAGAACUGGCCCUCAGAGGGAGAUUGGCCACGAAGAGUUAAUUUUCCUUGCCGGGGGGGUCGGGCCUCACCGACCCCAGCCUAUCAGGCAGCUGUAGCCAUGACUACGCACCAGCUCCGACACCCUCGAUUGGUUAUAUUGUUGAAGUUGGGCAAAAUUUGGAAGGAAGAGGGUGUCUGCUCUUUUUUUUUUCUUUUUCUAACCAACCAUUUCCGCUGUGGGCAGAGAAAUAAACUCUCUCUCUUCCCCACCUCGUGCUCCCUGUGGGCAAAGGCUGGGCUGGCCGGGCAGGGAGCGAGAAGUUGUGUCUCUCUGGUUCCCACCUCAAUCAAUCAAUCAGUUGUAUUUAUUGAGUACUUACUCUGUGCAGAGCACUGUACUGAGCGCUUGGGAGAGUACAGUAGAGUUGGUAGCUACGAUCCCGGCCCUUAAAGGAGCUUAUUAUCUAGUGGGGGGAGAUAUUGAAAUAAAUUACAGAUAGGGGAAGCGAACGAGUAUAUGGAUAUGUUCAUAAGGGCUGUGGGGAUGGGGUGAGUUUCUAGGCACUUAAGGUGAGGAUCCAAGGGCAAGGGAGAAGAGGAUGGGGAGAUGAGAGGUUAAUCGGAGAAGGCUUUCUGGAGGAGGUACCCUUUUUGUAAGGUGGCCUUUUGCCUCAUCUCACUCCAGCAGGAUGUAAUAAUAAUAAAAAUAAUAAUAAAUGUUAUUAUAUAUAA
Ornithorhynchus anatinus (platypus) is the source of this 3818-nucleotide messenger RNA. RefSeq names its product deltex E3 ubiquitin ligase 1 (gene DTX1). The record is from RefSeq and is a predicted model, not a curated record. Lineage: Eukaryota; Metazoa; Chordata; Mammalia; Monotremata; Ornithorhynchidae. The transcript has 9 exons. Bases 207 to 2102 code for a protein of 631 amino acids. Gene Ontology annotation, molecular function: zinc ion binding; ubiquitin protein ligase activity. Gene Ontology annotation, cellular component: nucleoplasm. Gene Ontology annotation, biological process: Notch signaling pathway; protein ubiquitination.